AUGGAGACAGAGACAAUACCGACAAUGGAGAUAGAAACAGAGGCUGAGAAAAAUAACCCAGCAGAGAGUGAACUGGUGGAAAAUGCACCAGUAGAAGGCAGUGAGGCGGUUCGCAUUCCGUCAGAGACAUCGACGGUUUCAAACCCACCCGAAGCAGCGACUGAGGUGGUUGGUCAACCUAAAGAGAAAAGGAAAAAUCACAAAAGGAAGAGAGUAGCGGGCGAUGAAGACUGUGAUGAGAUUGGUUAUGCAGACGAGGAAAACAGAACCAGUGAAGCAAUUCCUCAAUCAGAGCAAUCGACGAUUGUAGCUGUUCCUGAACCAUUUGUAGGUGUAGAAGACAAUAGGGAAGAAAAUGUAGGUGUACAAAACAAUUGGGAGCCAAAUGUAGGUGGAGAUGGUGAAGGAGAUGUAGGAGAAGAAAAUUGUGAAGAAGGUGUAGGUGUAGUGGAAGAAAAUUGCGAAGACUUUGAAGCUGAAUUUGGAACAGCUGCGAGAGAAGAGGACGUUGGAGAUGAUGCUGAUAGUGGAGAUGAGAUUUGGGAUGAUGAGAGGAUACCAUAA
Molecule: messenger RNA, 564 nt
Organism: Capsella rubella
Lineage: Eukaryota; Viridiplantae; Streptophyta; Magnoliopsida; Brassicales; Brassicaceae
Product: ring-infected erythrocyte surface antigen-like
Exons: 2
Coding region: 1-564 (187 amino acids)
Source: RefSeq, a predicted model, not a curated record